Messenger RNA from Oreochromis aureus, 6957 nucleotides. It is a transcript of the gene epha3, whose product is annotated as eph receptor A3. The transcript is spliced from 18 exons. The record is from RefSeq and is a predicted model, not a curated record. NCBI's taxonomy places the organism in Eukaryota, Metazoa, Chordata, Actinopteri, Cichliformes, Cichlidae. Gene Ontology annotation, biological process: cell surface receptor protein tyrosine kinase signaling pathway; protein phosphorylation; axon guidance. Gene Ontology annotation, cellular component: neuron projection; plasma membrane. Gene Ontology annotation, molecular function: protein binding; transmembrane-ephrin receptor activity; ATP binding. Bases 87 to 3047 code for a protein of 986 amino acids.
AGAGAGAGUGAGAAAGCUGAGUGGGGAGAAGACGUUCCCAGAUCAGUCAGUGGCUUCAUGGAGUUAUGUGUCUCUGAUCCGCCGCCAUGGAUUGCAAUCCGCGAUCACUCCUUUUCGUUUUACUUCUUUUGUUGUCCUGCGUUAUCCGCGCGUUUCCCGUCUUCUAUCCCCCCAAUGAAGUCAACCUGUUAGACUCAAAAGCAAGCCAAGGGGAGUUAGGAUGGAUUUCCUACCCAUCACAUGGGUGGGAGGAGAUCAGUGGGGUGGAUGAGCACUACACUCCCAUCAGGACCUUUCAGGUCUGCAAUGUGAUGGACUACAGCCAGAACAACUGGCUUCGGACCAACUGGAUCCCUCGCCAAUCUGCUCAGAAGAUCUAUGUGGAGCUGAAGUUCACACUGAGGGACUGCAACUCAAUCCCGUUGGUCCUGGGCACCUGCAAGGAGACAUUCAACCUCCUCUACCUAGAGGCAGAUGAUGACCAAGGCAGCCACUUCCAAGAGCAUCAGUUCUCCAAGAUUGAUACCAUUGCUGCUGAUGAGAGUUUUACUCAAACUGACCUUGGAGAUCGCAUUCUCAAGCUCAAUACUGAGGUACGCGAGGUGGGUCCCAUGACCAAGAAGGGUUUCUACCUCGCGUUCCAGGACGUGGGCGCCUGUGUAGCUUUAGUUUCAGUAAGGGUUUACUUCAAGAAGUGCCCGCACACUGUGAGGAAUCUUGCCUCUUUCCCUGAUACUGUCCCCAUGGACUCCCAGUCACUGGUGGAAGUCAAAGGCUCAUGCGUCAAUCACUCCAAAGAGGAAGAGCCUCCUCGAAUGUACUGUAGCACAGAAGGGGAGUGGCUUGUUCCUAUUGGGAAGUGUCUGUGUAACCCAGGAUAUGAGGAGAGAAGCAGCACCUGCCAAACGUGCAGGGCAGGCUUCUACAAAUCUACUCUCGGGAAUAUGGAGUGCUCAAAGUGUCCACCUCAUAGUUUCUCUCACCAUGAGGGGUCUCUGCACUGUGGCUGUGAGAAAAACUACUUCCGUGCUGAGGGAGACCCUGCUUCUAUGGCCUGUACUCGACCUCCUUCAGCUCCCCGGAACGUAAUCUCUUCCAUCAAUGAGACUUCUGUUAUCCUGGAAUGGAGCUGGCCUGAGGACACCGGAGGGCGCAGGGAUAUCACCUUCACUGUCCUCUGCAAACGUUGCCGUGCUGUUGCUGCUAAUGGCAGCAGCGGUGGGACCCAGCGUUGUGAACCUUGCCGGAGCAAUGUUCGCUUUCUGCCAAGAGCCAUGGGACUGCACAACACCACAGUGACGGUUGGCGACUUGUUAGCCCACACUAACUACACAUUUGAGAUUGAAGCACAGAACGGUGUGUCAUCGCUGGCGCCAAAGAUGAGACAGUACGCUGCCGUCACCAUCACCACCAACCAAGCUGCUCCCUCUCCAGUAGCAGUGAUCAAAAAGGAGAAGACAACUCGAAGCAGUGUCUCCCUGUCCUGGCAGGAACCAGAAAGACCCAACGGUAUCAUCCUUGACUAUGAGAUCAAAUACUACGAAAAGGAGGAGCAGGAGACCAGCUACACAAUCCUCCGUGCUCGAGGUUGUAAUGUGACCCUGAAUGGUCUGAAGCCCAACACUGCGUACUUGCUUCAAAUCAGAGCCCGUACCGCAGCAGGAUAUGGAGCCAGCAGCCCCACUUUCCAGUUCGAGACCAGCCCUGACUCAGCCUUCUCUAUCUCAAGUGAAAGCAGCCAGGUUGUUUUGAUUGCCAUUUCUUCUGCCGUAGCCAUCAUCCUGCUCACUGUGCUUCUCUACGUCCUGAUUAGCAGGUUUUGUUGCCGGAGCAAAUCCAAACAUCCUGAUGAAAAAAGACUGCAUUUUGGCAAUGGACACUUGCGUCUGCCAGGGAUCAGAACCUAUGUGGACCCCCACACAUAUGAGGACCCGAGCCAGGCUGUGCACGAGUUUGCCAAGGAACUGGAUGCCUCCUGCAUUGCCAUAGAUAAAGUGGUGGGAGCAGGUGAAUUUGGAGAAGUCUGCAGUGGUCGCCUGAAGUUGCCCAGCAAAAAGGAGAUCUGCGUGGCCAUCAAAACUCUUAAAGGUGGAUAUACAGACAAACAGAGGCGGGACUUCCUUUCUGAGGCAUCAAUCAUGGGACAGUUUGACCACCCUAACAUCAUCAGGCUGGAGGGGGUGGUAACACGCAGUAAACCUGUCAUGAUCGUCACCGAGUACAUGGAAAAUGGAUCUCUUGACAGCUUCUUAAGAAAACAUGAUGCCCAGUUCACAGGAAUCCAGUUGGUUGGCAUGCUGCGCGGUAUUGCUUCAGGCAUGAAGUAUCUGUCAGACAUGGGUUACGUUCACAGAGACUUGGCCGCUCGAAACAUUUUGGUCAACAGCAAUCUGGUGUGUAAAGUGUCAGACUUUGGCUUGUCCCGGGUGCUGGAGGAUGACCCGGAGGCUGCUUACACAACCAGGGGAGGUAAAAUCCCUAUUCGGUGGACCGCUCCAGAGGCUAUCGCCUACAGGAAGUUUACAUCUGCCAGUGAUGCUUGGAGUUAUGGCAUUGUGCUAUGGGAGGUGAUGUCAUAUGGGGAACGACCAUACUGGGAGAUGUCCAAUCAGGAUGUAAUAAAGGCUGUAGAUGAAGGUUACCGACUGCCCCCACCCAUGGACUGCCCUGCCACCCUCUACCAGCUCAUGUUGGACUGCUGGCAAAAGGAGAGGAACAAUCGGCCCAAGUUUGAGCAGAUAGUUAGCAUCCUGGAUAAACUCAUCCGCAACCCCGGUAGCCUCAAAAUCACAGCGAACACCACAUCCAGGCCAGCCAACUUGCUGUUGGACAGAAGCAGUUCAGAGGUUCCCUCAGUGGGAACGAUGGGCGACUGGAUGGAUGGAAUGAGGACCUUGCCCUGCAAGGAGGCCUUCUCUGGGGUCAGCUACAGCUCCUGUGACACACUGGCCAAAACCUCCACAGAUAGAGUGGUUCUGACGGAGGUCCACGUCACACAAGCCACUUGCCCAGAAUGGGAGCCAUCCAUGGGGAUCACCACUCUCUAACACCCAGCUCCUCUCCACCCUACUCAAGCUCUGGAUGGGAUCUAAAAAAGGUUGGAGUGACUAUUGUAGGACCGCAGAAGAAGAUAGUGAGCAGCUUGAAAGCCCUAGAUUCUCACAACAAGAAUGGCCCAGUACCUGUUUAAAAAAAUGGACCCGACAAAUGAAAACCACCAGAGACCUAUCUGUUGGUCUGUGUUGACAGACUGUGUUUGCUAAUCGCACUCUAACACAGUGGCUGCAUAUUCAGACUGAAAAUGGCGGAAAAAUAUGGCAUGAUUCAAAUGAUGUCUUUCAUUGUUUCAUUUGAAAGAUGUCCUGGCAGAGAAGUGGAGAAGAGCUCAGUUCAGUUCUACCUGCUAGGUAACUGGCUGACUCAACCCUCUGCCCCUCUGUGCCCAUGUUGAGUUGCCUUACAGACUAAGAGGGGGGUAGAAAGCAGAGAAAAGAGAAGAAGGUCAGAGAGACCUGAUCAGGAAGACAAAGGAGAACUGUACUGGGAUGCAGGGCAAGGACUGCAUUAACAUAUAGCCGGACGUCUCCAUAAUUAUGGCUUAACCACAGCACGCCCGAGAAUCAGCCUGUAGUCCAAGGUAGUGAAACGACUGAAACACCUUGCGAAAAAGAGUACGGCGGACAGCAGCAGCUGCCCCACUUGUGGAGCCCUCCUGAAGUGAGGAAGUCUGAAGCGUGAGAUUUUGUUGCAACUACCUUCAUUUACCGUCUCUAUCCAUGCGAGAUCUCAGCUGGAAUGGACACACCGAGAUGCUAACCGAGCCAUUUUACUCUGUAGCUCUGAUCUAUAGCAUUUGCAUUCAGUAGACAUGUCACUUAAAAGCAAUAAUGAUAUAAUCAGUGGAAUAAUUUCAUUGUAUGGAAGCCAUGAGUCUAUCACAUGUAAAAUGUAUUGAAUGCUGUGCUUUAAAAAUAACAGGGGCCAUAAAUCACUUCACCCACAGAUUUUUCUUUAUGGUGACAUCUGUGUUCUUUGUGCUUAUGAACAGAUAUUGUACAGUUUUAGUGCAGUUCUCUCUGUAACCCCUUUGUGUGAAAUCUCAGGAUGUAUACUUCCUUAUGUUUUCUCAAGCAAGGACAAACUGAUGGGAAAAAUGGAGCAAACUAGAACUGAGAAUUCAGGUUAAGAAACAUGUGCAAGAAAAGGGGAAACAGAGGGAUGAUGAUGAGAGACAACAAGUAAAAUCAAUGUCAGCCCUCUGCUUCUGCUGUUGAUGUAUUGCAGAAGUGUGAUAUACUCAGAGCUCAUGUUUCUUCUUUAAGGAAGACAAUUUAGCAUCAUCAAACUCCCACAACUCUGAUUUACUUUCUAAAGAGUGGAAUUUUUGCCUGUGUAAGAUCAGUUUAGUAGGUUGAGAUUAACACUGCCUAUCUGAGGUUAUAGUCCAGUAACUUAGGUUUGAAUUCAUAAUUUAUUAAUAAAAGCCAUUUAGGAGUUGUCAUUUUGUUUGAUUGGAAAAAUUUGUGUUAAAAAUAGUUUGUUAUAUUGUAAAAUUAACUUUAACCAAUUAUUUUUGGUGUGUUUAAUGCAAAAAAAAGUUGAGUGCCUCCUGUAGUUGGACUUGGUUUUGGUUUGACGUCAAGAAAGUCUUGGCCUUCUUUCUCUGUUCUCUUUGGGAUAUAGAGUUGGUUAUUACCUAAACUAACUAGAUUUUGCCCUGAAAGAGAUGCAGCAUAUCUAAUAGAUGAUUGCUUUCUGAGAUAGUAUCCAAGUACGUCAUAUCUCCAGUAUGGGCUUUCCUAAAAGCACCUUAGAAGACCUUUGUACAGUGAAGUACUUUACGAUGCUAGUCUCCUGCUUUGAUGUCACCCAGUCAAUGCCUCAGUGCAACAUGUACCCAGAUGUUUUGAACUGGCACUUUGGUACUUUGUGCUUUUGGUUGGGUAAUAUGUAACAAGAAGGAUGCAAUAUUUAAGUUUCUUCAAGCACUUAGUACGCAGUAUUGCAGCACUUUGAAAUGAAAUGUUAUUGCCUUGGCGCUAGAUUAAACUUGUCUAACAGACGGGGUGAUUUUGGUGCUUUUGGGAAACCCAGCCUUGGUCAGUCUGUCAGUCCUGUCUUCUUUUCUUUGGUCUACCUGUGGAUGCUACUGUUGCUGCUAUGUGUUUUAAUUAGCAUGUACAUAAUGUAAACCAUUGUUAUUAUGGCAACUAGCACUACAGAUCCCACUAUAUGUACAUGUCCAUCCCUUUUUUGUACAAAUGUUUGUAUGUAUAAAAGCCUGAAUAAAAAUUGUGCAACAUUUUUAAUUAAAAAAAACAAAGAAAAAUCAUUUGUAUUUUAUUUUAUCUUGUUUUGAAUUAUAUUUGUCAGCUUUGUUUUUUUUCUACAAUAAAAAGGCAAUUAUGAUUACGUUAUUUAUUUGUUAACAUUAUACAGUGCAUUGUUCGUUUUUUGGGAGGGUGGGGUGAGGGGCGUAGAGUAAAUACUGUGUCAAUGCUGUCUGUGUUUUGGUUCUAGACUUACUUUAUAAAAAUGACACAGCUGAGAGAGCAAUACUGUUAUAAGCCCUAUAUCCAGAUUCCUAAAUUUAUGUUUCAAGUCUGAUUCGAGUGUCUGUGUGAGAGUUUAUGUGUGGAAAUGUAGAUCGCCUUGUCUACUAAUGUAAAAUGAUUUGUAGUGGAAACAUUUAUAUUUUUAUAAUAAAUAUUCUCAAAAUAUUUUCCAAAAAACGGAUGAUGACAGACCUGCUCCUGUGUUUUUUUAUUUGAUCAUGUCAUAGUCAUGCAGGCCGACAAUUGAUUUUUAUUACGAGCCCAUGAUUCACAUGUUAAAUAGACCAAAAGUGGAAGUUGUUUUUUUUAAUCUAAAACAUUAUUAAAUGUCUUUUUUCUUUUUAUAAUUUUACACCCAAGGGAAUUUUUUAAUCAGAACUCAAGCAAUCCCAAAAUUAACAUUUGAAGUAUACAAUCCAAAUGAUCACUGAUAGGCACCAUCAAAAACCGCACUCAUGGAACUGGUAAUAACAAUCUAGGGUACUUUACAAUGAGAAAAUAACUGAACCUUUAUUUUAAACUCAGUAGGUUUGUGAAAUAUAAAUAAAAAUCAGGGCAUUUAUAAUGUAAUUAAAAUACACAGAAUCAAAAUUCCAAAUUAAAGAAAUUAUUAGAGCUUAGAGUUUAAUUAGAGUUUGGGAAAAUGUUAUGGUUAUUUAACUAACAAGCUAAAACAAGUUAAAUAUAAUUACAGUGUAAUUCUUAUAAGCAUGAUGUCCUAUCUUCCUCCCCUCACCCCAACUGGUUAUGGCCCAUAGCUGCCUGUCUCUGAUCCUGGCUGUGCUGGAGGUUUCUUCCUGUUAAAAGGGAGUUUUUCCUUCCCACUGUCGUCAAAGCACUUUCUCAAAGGGCGUCAUGAUUGUUUGGGUUUUUUCUGUCCUUUGUUCUUUGUAUUAUUGUAGGAUCUUUACCUUACAACAUAAAACGCAUUGAGACAACUAUUGUUGUGAUUUGGUGCAACAUAAACAGAAUUAAAGAGAGUACACAUGUGUCACAUUAAUUUUCAAGAAAUUUUCUUUAACAGCUGGAAUGAGUUCAACAUGAUGUACAUAUUUUACCAGCAUUAGGGGUAUCAGGAUGAAUCAUACCUUUAUCGGAAUGGUUAACAAAGAAAUCAGUUUCAAAACUAUGAUUGAUUGAUUGCAAUUGAUUAAAAAAAGACGCACAGAUAUAUGUAAACAUGCCUCUGCCACUUAAAUAGGAAUCUCAAAUUGAUAAAACAAGUAGGCAAUUUUGUAAUUAUUCUUCUUCUGUCUACCUAUAAACACUUACCAGGAUAAAAGAAUAAUUCCAUCUGUGUAUAUUAAACAAAGUAUUAAGAUUCCAACAUUUCCCAAACCAAACCAAAUGAUGUAUUUUUCCCAUUGUAUCAAUGCACACCAACUUUGUAAAUAAACAACUU